GCAUCUUGUAAAUUUACGCAAUUAAAGCGUGAUGAGUAUGGCAAAAAAUAAACAAAAACAAACCAAACAAAGCGGAAUUCAUUUAGGUCUGUGGAGUUCUGCCGUGCCUGUAAGUUCUAGGAAAGGAACUCCUCCAUUUCUCAACGAACUUGUCUUUUGCAUCUUUGUUAUUUCUAUAAAUCUCUUAUUCUAAACGCAAUAGAGAACGAAAUGCAGGAGGCAGCAAGCUCUCAGGAGAAAAACACUUUUGGUGUCUGUUUGAGCCUAUAGGUGUCAGAGAAUUGAAGUCCCAGACUUGGUUUUCAGAAAACUACAACUCCCUGAAGCCUUUGGGUCGCAGAAUUAGAAGCCUCAGAAAAGGGGUGGAGUCUAGAGAGAAGCCGUUGGUUGUUUCCAUUGUCCAGAGUGGAGGGACCACAAGAGCGGAGGUGGGCGGAUCCCCGUCCUGAUUGGUUGUAACUAGAAGGGGCGUCCCCCGCGUGAUUGGCACAGUCCUUGGGGGCGGAGACCCCGCGGCGGCCGCUCGAAUUUCCCGGGUUGGGCGCGCGGGGACUGCUGGGUAGCUCUCGGGACGGUUACCCUCACCGGGUCAGCCGCGGAUCGGAGUCGGGGUAGGGGUCGGGGUUCGACAUGCAGAGCACUGACCUGGGCAACAAGGAGAGCGGCAAGAUAUGGCACCGCAAGCCAUCGCCAGCCACUCACGACGGCUCCAGGGAACUGUCUAUGUUUCCAACGCCCCGUCACUGGGGUUCCAGAUGUGGGCCACGAUGCAAAGAUUAAUUUUUGUCUUUCAACACCAUGAAACUCCAUAAAGAUGAACAGCAAUUAUAGUGAACAUUGUUCACAGCACUUCUGAAUACCAUCCCAAAGUCUUGCGGUUUUUGAAUGUGGCUUUUGAUGGCUCAGGCGAUUCCUUCAUUGCUGGGGACCAUCAGGGAAACAUCUAUGUUUUUGACUUGCAUGGAAACAGUCACCAAGGAGCUGGUUAGCUGGAUGAGAGGACACGAGUCGUCGGUGUGUUCCAUUUCUGUGCACGCAUCUGGGAGAUACGCCAUCACCACUUCCUCUGACACAGCUCAGCUCUGGGACUUGGAUACUUUCCAGAGGAAGAGAAAGCUGAACAUCCGCCAGUCGGUGGGCAUACAGAAGGUUUUCUUUCUACCAUUAAGUAACACCAUCCUCAGCUGUUUUAAAGACAACUCCAUCUUCGCCUGGGAAUGUGAUACUCUGUUUUGCAAAUACCAAUUGCCAGGUCCACCUGAGGGCUCUAACAUCUUAUACAAAGUGUUUGCUGUGACCAGAGAUGGCCGAAUCUUGGCUGCUGGAGGCAAAUCCAAUCACCUGCAUUUGUGGUGCUUGGAGGCCACAGGGCUCUUCAGAAUCAUUCAGAUGCCUGCGAAGGUACGAGCUGUUCGCCAUCUGGAAUUCCUGCCUGAUAGCUUUGAUGCCGGUUCCAAUCAGGUUCUUGGUGUGCUAAGUCAAGAUGGGAUUAUGCGGUUUGUCAACAUACAGACUUGUAAACUUCUCUUUGAAAUUGGGACUGUUGAAGAAGGAAUUAGCUCGUCAGUAAUUAGUCCACACGGUCGGUACAUAGCAUCCAUUAUGGAAAAUGGAAGUCUGAAUGUAUAUUCAGUUCAGGCUUUAACACAAGAAAUAAAUAAGCCUCCUCCUCCUCUAGUUAAGGUGAUUGAAGAUUUGCCCAGUAACACAGUGAGUUCCAGCAAUCUUAAAAUGAAGAUAAUGCCAGGAAGAGUACAGCGGCCUGCAAGAUGUAAAGAGAGCAAAAUUCCAACCAGGGUGCUCAAGCAGGACCUGACUGGGGACUUAGAAAACAAGGAGAAUGAAUUGUCAGAAGGAUUAAAUAAAAAGCGCUUACAAAUCUUAUUAAAAGGCUAUGGGGAAUAUCCAACAAAAUACAGAAUGUUUAUCUGGCGUUCCUUACUACAGCUGCCGGAAAAUCAUACUGCAUUUAGUAGCUUGGUGGACAAAGGGACUCAUGCGGCUUAUCUCAGCCUUCAGAAGAAAUACCCCAUCAAAAGCAGGAAACUACUGAGAGUAUUGCAGAGAACCCUCUCUGCAUUAGCUCACUGGUCUGCAAUCUUCAGUGACACACCAUACCUUCCACUCUUGGCAUUUCCAUUUGUAAAAUUAUUCCAGAACAAUCAGCUCAUCUGUUUUGAAGUUGUGGCUACUCUCAUAAUCAAUUGGUGUCAACAUUGGUUUGAGUACUUUCCUAAUCCUCCUAUCAACAUUCUUAGCAUGAUAGAAAAUGUUUUGGCAUUUCAUGACAAGGAGCUGCUGCAGCACUUCAUAGAUCGUGAUAUAACUUCCCAGGUGUAUGCCUGGCCUCUCCUGGAAACACUGUUCUCAGAAGUGCUGACGAGAGAGGAGUGGCUCCGCCUCUUCGAUAACAUCUUCUCCAAUCACCCUUCCUUCCUCCUGAUGACUGUGGUGGCCUACAGUACCUGCUCCAGAGCGCCUUUGCUCAACUGUACUCUUAAGAAUGACUUUGAGUAUUUUUUUCACCAUCGGAAUAACCUGGACAUAAAUGUUGUAAUUAGAGAAGUUUAUCAUCUCAUGGAGACAACGCCUGCUGAUAUCCACCCAAAUAGCAUGCUGGAUGCUUUCGUUGCACUGACGAAAGGGCAGUACCCUAUAUUUAAUCAAUAUCCAAAGUUCAUUGUGGACUACCAGACACGGGAAUGGGAAAGGAUAAGGAACGAUGAACUGGACUUCUUGAGAGAGAGGCAGACAGUUGAAAAUAUGCAAGCUGAAGUGGAUGAGCAGAGAGCUAAGGAUGAGGCGUGGUACCAGAAGCAGGAGCUGCUCCGCAGAGCUGAGGAGACAAGAAGAGAGAUACUUCUUCAAGAAGAGGAGAAGAUGGCCCAGCAGAGACAAAGGCUAGCUGCCGUGAAAAGGGAACUGGAGAUAAAGGAAAUACACUUACAGGAUGCUGCGAGGAGACGCUUGCUGAAGCUUCAGCAAGAUCAACGGGAAAUGGAGCUGCGCAGGCUGGAGGAUGAAAUUGAGAGAAAGGUACAAAUGAGAGAUCAAGAAAUCGCUGCCACAGCCAAGGACCUGGAAAUAAGGCAGCUGGAACUCGAAGCACAAAAGCGACUUUAUGAGAAGGAUCUUACUACAAGUCAAGAGGCUGUUGCCAAAGAAAUCCGAGAAGAUACAGAUGCCCAUAGGCGGAAAGCGGCUCUGGAAGAACACAUGUUCCAGAAGCUGCUAGAGAACAGCCAGAUGGGGGGCAGAAGGGCGCAGAGGGUGAUGGAGGACAAUUUGGCAAAGGCCGAGCAAGCCUGCCUGAAUGCCGACUGGCAGAUUCAGACUUUACAUAAGCAGAAGUGUGCCGAUCAACAGCGCAGCCAGGGCUACUAUGACGUCGCCACUCUCCUCCGUGAGAACAGACGCAAAGAGGUCGAAGUGUUAAAUGCAAUGAUGGAGGAGGAGGCUCAGAAAUGGAAGGAAGCCGAAGAGAAGGAAUUCCAUUUGCAAUCAGCAAAGAAAGCCUCUGCCCUUUCAGAUGCCUCUCGAAAGUGGUUUUUAAGGCAGGAGACAAGUGCAGCUUUGGAGCAUGAAGAAAUGCCUUGGUUGCAAAGGCAGUACAUGGACUCAGCCUAUCUGCCUCAAACCUCACGAUUACAUGAUGUUUCUGACAUGGACCCCUCAACACACAUUUUUUCAAGAAAUUAUCCAACAGAAUGGAACCACAUGGAACACGACCUUCUCAAGAACGUGCGAGAUCUUCGCAGGAGACUCACAGCCCGGGCUCGGAACAGCUGUCGGCACCCUCAUCUUUUGGUGACAUAAAAGACAGUUUACCAUUAAACAAUCAGAGAUACCUUUUUUAAUCAAUGGCAUUGAUUUUUUUUCAACUAUUUAUUCUAAUUUUUUAUAAAGAUCAGCCUUUUGUAUAGAGAAAUAUGUCUAUAAAAUUAUGUUUUCUAUUGAAUUAUAAUGCUUUGGCUUGUAAAGGGCUUCUGGAAUCUUUCACAAUAAAGAUUUUUGGAAACUA
Messenger RNA from Mus musculus (house mouse), 4021 nucleotides. RefSeq names its product TBC1 domain family, member 31 (gene Tbc1d31). Gene Ontology annotation, molecular function: molecular adaptor activity. The record is from RefSeq and is a predicted model, not a curated record. The transcript has 22 exons. Gene Ontology annotation, biological process: cilium assembly. Bases 886 to 3816 code for a protein of 976 amino acids. Gene Ontology annotation, cellular component: ciliary basal body; centrosome; centriolar satellite. NCBI's taxonomy places the organism in Eukaryota, Metazoa, Chordata, Mammalia, Rodentia, Muridae.